Coregonus sp. 'balchen' is the source of this 5769-nucleotide messenger RNA. The record is from the annotation of a GenBank genome assembly. Lineage: Eukaryota; Metazoa; Chordata; Actinopteri; Salmoniformes; Salmonidae.
AACGGAGUCGUGCACAGGGAUUUAAAACUGGAAAACGUGCUACUGGAUGAAAACUGUAAUAUCAAGGUAAGAUCUUUCACCUCGUAGAGAUUUCCAUCUCUUAUCUUUCACACGCUGUAUUUCAACACCUUAGGGAUAGGAGCAGGACGGUCUCUUUUAAAGGUGCAAUCAGGGAUCUGCGAGUCUUAUUCCAGGGUCAUUUAACGUUGAUUGUCAUGCUCUUCCCUCCUCCAGAUUGCUGACUUUGGUCUGUCCAACCUUUACCACAAAGACAAGCUCCUUCAGACGUUCUGUGGCAGCCCUCUGUACGCCUCACCAGAGAUCGUCAACGGCAGGCCCUACCACGGUCCAGAGGUACACACACACACACACACACACACACACACACACACACACACACACACACACACACACACACACACACACACACACAGGGUAAGCCACGGAUAGACCACAUCCUAGGGAACAAGGGAAAUGCUUCUCUCCACUUCUGAUCUCUGUCAUUCUGAAACCCAGACAGUCUUAUUUUAGGCCUUGUGAUCUGCUGGACUGAAUCUGCUGUAUUCAUACUCUCUCUGAGGCUCAUGGAAGUAAGAUACAAAUCUAAACUACCGGAUUCUCACCAGUGGAAAAUCCCCAGACCAAAUUCCCUCUAAUGGUUGGAUAGGGGAAACACUGAAGGGAACCCCCAUCCCAAAACAUGCUCCUGCUGCCUGGGUCUUCUGCUCCUAUAAGUGUCUGUCCUUAAGUUGACAAGUGAAGGUAGUGAACACUGUUCCUGUCUUGGAGGAAGUUUACUCACUCACUCACACACACACACACACACACACACACAUACACACGCACAUCCUGUCAGGCCCAACACAGCCACUUCCCCAACAGCCAUCCCAGGUCAGACCAGUCAUCUGAAAGGAGUCUCAACAUUUUACCAAACAUAGACCCAGAAUGACUGUGACUUCAGGAUUUCACUGAGUCCCAUAAUUUAAUGACUGAUUAGGAGCACCCCCUCUCCCACCCUACAGUAAAUCUUACAUAAUGGCCCUUACACCCACUGACCCUGUGUCACCCCUCCCCUAGUCCCACCUCCAUUAGCUUCCUGAGAAAAGCCCUUCCUCGGUUUGACACAGUUGGUCAAAGAGGUGGCGACCGACAGAGUCCCAGCCAACAAUCACAGUUCUAGACGCACACACACACACACACAUUCUGAGGUUAUGGAGUCAGGGGAGUAGACUUCCCCAUAGACUAAUCGUUCAUUGUUUCCCAGCUAGCUGUCAUUUACAGAACACUGUGAUUCCUGGAGAUUAUCUCAGCUAAUCAGAGAAUACAGUCUGUGUCCCAAAUGGCACGCUAUUCUCUAUGAGCCCUGGUCACUACAUAGGGAAUAGGCUGUCGUUUGGGACGGAGCCUAAGGUUUAUACCUCAGAGCCAAAGGCAACCUCAUCAGAACAGAACCCAAUCACUUAAGUCACAGACCUUGGCAUGGCUUUUACGACCGCAACUCUUGACCCUGAUCUCUCUUUUGACGAACAUAUCAAGACUGUUUCAAGGACAGCUUUUUUCCAUCUACGUAACAUUGCAAAAAUCAGAAAUUUUCUGUCCAAAAAUGAUGCAGAAAAAUUAAUCCAUGCAUUUGUUACUUCUAGGUUAGACUACUGCAAUGCUCUACUUUCCGGCUACCCGGAUAAAGCACUAAAUAAACUUCAGUUAGUGCUAAAUACGGCUGCUAGAAUCCUGACUAGAACCAAGAAAUUUGAUCAUAUUACUCCAGUGCUAGCUUCCCUACACUGGCUUCCUGUUAAGGCAAGGGCUGAUUUCAAGGUUUUACUGUUAACCUAUAAAGCGUUACAUGGGCUUGCUCCUACCUAUCUUUCCGAGUUGGUCCUGCCGUACAUACCAAUACGUACGCUACGGUCACAAGACGCAGGCCUCCUAAUUGUCCCUAGAAUUUCUAAGCAAACAGCGGGAGGCAGGGCUUUCUCCUAUAGAUCUCCAUUUUUAUGGAACAGUCUGCCUACCCAUGUGAGAGACGCAGACUCGGUCUCAACCUUUAAGUCUUUACUGAAGACUUAUCUCUUCAGUAGGUCAUAUGAUUGAGUGUAGUCUGGCCCAGGAGUGUGAAGGUGAACGGAAAGGCUCUGGAGCAACGAACAGCCCUUGCUGUCUCUGCCAGGCCGGUUCCCCUCUCUCCACUGGGGUUCUCUGCCUCUAACCCUGUUACAGGGGCUGAGUCACUGGCUUGCUGGUGCUCUUUCAUGCCGUCCCUAGGAGGGGUGCGUCACUUGAGUGGGUUGAGUUACUGACGUGAUCUUCCUGUCUGGGUUGGCGCCCCCCCUUGGUUUGUGCUGUGGUGGAGACCUCUGUGGGCUAUACUCGGCCUUGUCUCAGGAUUGUAAGUUGGUGGUUGAGGAUAUCCCUCUAGUGGUGCGGGGGCUGUGCUUUGGCAGAGUGGGUGGGGUUAUAUCCUUCCUGUUUGGCCCUGUCCGGGGGUUUCUUCGGAUGGGGCCACAGUGUCUCCGGACCGCUCCUGUCUCAGCCUCCAGUAUUUAUGCUGCAGUAGUUUAUGUGUCGGGGGGCUGGGGUUAGUUGGUUAUACCUGGAGUACUUCUCCUGUCUUAUCCAGUGUCCUGUGUGAAUUUAAGUAUGCUCUCUCUAAUUCUCUCGUUCUCUCUUUCUCUCUGAGAACCUGAGCCCUAGGACCAUACGUCAGGACUACCGGGCAUGAUGACACCUUGCUGUCCCCAGUCCGCCUGGCCUUGCUGCUAUUCCAGUUUCAACUGUUCUGCCUGCGGUUACGAAACCCCUACCUGUCCCAGACCUGCUGUUUUCAACUCUUAAUGAUCGGCUAUGAAAAGCCAACUGAGAGACCUGAGCCCUAGGACCAUACGUCGGGACUACCGGCCGUGGUGACUCCUUGCUGUUCCCAGUCCGCCUGGCCUUGCUGCUAUUCCAGUUUCAACUGUUCUGCCUGCGGUUAUGGAACCCCUACCUGUCCCAGACCUGCUGUUUUCAACUCUUAAUGAUCGGCUAUGAAAAGCCAACUGAGAUUUAUUCCUGAUUAUUAUUUGACCAUGCUUGUCACUUAUGAACAUUUUUGAACAUCUUGGCAUGGUUCUGUUAUAAUCUCCACCCGGCACAGCCAGAAGAGGACUGGCCACCCCUCAUAGCCUGGUUCCUCUCUAGGUUUCUUCCUAGGUUUUGGCCUUUCUAGGGAGUUUUUCCUAGCCACCGUGCUUCUACACCUGCAUUACUAGCUGUUUGGGGUUUUAGGCUGGGUUUCUGUACAGCACUUCGAGAUAUUAGCUGAUGUAAGAAGGGCUAUAUAAAAUAAAAUUGAUUGAUUGCAAAGAACGGAGUGUUUGGAGAAGAAACAGAAUAUUUUAUUUGUCGUGUUAAAAUACAUUAAAGGGUUGUUAUCUUAGCCAGCAGAGGGGUGUGAAAACAGUGGGAAGUGUAAUCACAAACUAACAGUAGUAAAUCAGCAGCCUCGAGGUCUGUGUGCUACUGAGGCCACCAUACAAGAAAGCUUUGGAGAAAUGAUGUGUUGUCUACAUAUCACAAGGGUGUUGUAUUGUAACUGCCAGUGUGUUGUGAUUCGAGGUAAACAGGAUUGUAGCUACCAGUGUGUUGUGUUUCCAGGUAGACAGUAUUGUAACUGCCAGUGUGUUUUGUUUCCAGGUAGACAGUAUUGUAACUGCCAGUGUGUUGUGUUUCCAGGUAGACAGUAUUGUAACUGCCAGUGUGUUGUGUUUCCAGGUAGACAGUAUUGUAACUGUCAGUGUGUUGUGUUUCCAGGUAGACAGUAUUGUAACUGCCAGUGUGUUGUGUUUCCAGGUAGACAGUUGGGCCCUGGGAGUGCUUCUCUACACCCUGGUCUAUGGGACCAUGCCCUUCGAUGGGGAAGACCACAAUAAACUCAUCCGCCAGAUCACCAACGGAGAGUACAGGGAACCUACACAGUCCUCAGGUAUUAGUUUGACUGUAGCUGUCUCCGCUCUCUCUCUCUCUAUCUCUCUACCAAUGUCAUACUGUAUAUUGGCUUUUGUUUCAAGUCAAGAACUAAAACACCUGAUUCAAUAAUAGACUAAUCACCCAGAGUUUGAUUAGCGGAAUGAGGUGUUAUUACUCUAAUAAUCACCCAGAGUUUGAUUAGCGGAAUCAGGAGUUAUUACUCUAAUAAUCACCCAGAGUUUGAUUAGCGGAAUCAGGAGUUAUUACUCUAAUAAUCACCCAGAGUUUGAUUAUCUGAAUCAGGAGUUAUUACUCUAAUAAUCACCCAGAGCUUGAUUAUCUGAAUCAGGAGUUAUUACUCUAAUAAUCACCCAGAGUUUGAUUAGCGGAAUCAGGAGUUAUUACUCUAAUAAUCACCCAGAGUUUGAUUAUCUGAAUCAGGAGUUAUUACUCUAAUAAUCACCCAGAGUUUGAUUAUCUGAAUCAGGAGUUAUUACUCUAAUAAUCACCCAGAGUUUGAUUAUCUGAAUCAGGAGUUAUUACUCUAAUAAUCACCCAGAGUUUGAUUAUCUGAAUCAGGAGUUAUUACUCUAAGCCUGUACACUAUGUACUUCUCUGGAGCAGGAAUUGUUAAACAAGGCCAUAGAUUGCUGCUAAAGUCUCUGUCCUCCUCACCUUCCCUCUCGCCCAGAUGCUCGUGGUCUGAUCCGCUGGAUGUUGAUGGUUAACCCGGAGCGUCGAGCCACGGUGGAAGACAUCGCCAACCACUGGUGGGUCAACUGGGGCUGGAAAACCACUGUGUGUGACUGUGACGUCCAGAAGGACAACAGUGGCUGCGCCUCUUCUCCAACACUAGCACGCUUUAUCGACUGGCAGAACCGCACCACAGAGUCGCCCAGGGUGGCGCCGGUCAAGCCUCCCCGCUCGGAACCCCCCGCCGUAAACCCCCAUGCUGGCCGCCAGCGCCUGAGGAAGUCCAUGAAGGAGAAUGACAGCGGAGCGCUCCACCAUCGCACCACGGGGGAAGACAAAGACAAAGACAAACCAGGGCUGAAGAGGCCCAAGGGGAUCCUCAAGAUGCGUGUGUCCGAGCAGAGGUCCCACAGCCUGGGGGAGAUCGAGCUGAGUCGCUCCCUGCACUUCCACGAGGGAGGGGAGCUGCCCUCCAGCCCCGAGAGGGAUGAGGAGGAGGACGAUGAUCAGGAUCGCCUGGGGGUCUCGCCGGCCAAGAUGCUGCCCACCCUCCCCAAGAAGGGCAUCCUGAAGAACAACCAGCAGCGGGAGUCUGGCUACUACUCCUCCCCGGAGCACAGUGAGUCCUCUGAACUGCUAGGGGGCAGCACCUCCAUGGCCCCACCCGCUAGCUCACCAACAAAGAGGUCCAUGGGGAGAAAGGGCAUAUUGAAGCGCAACGGGAAGUACGGCAACUCCACUUCCUUCCACAGUGGCUUGUCCAAUAUGGGCUACCACGGGGAAACUCAGGGGGACUCAGGCCUCUCUCGCAGCCAGAGCAGACCCUCCAGUAUUGUCUGUGAGGAGAUGGGUCUCUCCAAUAUUCCUCCCUUCAUGGGGAUGGACUGGCCUUCCUCGUCCCCGCAGCCCAACGUCAGGGCCUGUAUGUCGGCUGAGGAUCUACUCCAGCUGGCAGGCUUCAGACGGGGCCUCCAGACGGCUGCAGGGGGGCUCCAUGGGGGGAAGGUGGGGACCCGAGGGACACCAGGGUCUCCUGGGGACGACGGCAGCUUCUCUCUGCUUGGGGACAUGGAUGAUAUGACCCAGGUCUACCAACACGCCCUGGACAUCAGCAGCAAACUGACCUAG